ACCUAUACUCUGCUCUUCCCCAAGAAGUGAACUCUGGAAGUGGGAAUGGGCCCAGUGCUCCUGACAGCCAGGACCCCUGAGGAAACUGAGGCCCUGACCACACUGGUAAGAAGGAGCAGAACCAGGACUUGAAUCCCCAGGAGCACUUUGCUCAGAACCACUUGGAGUCUGGACCAUUCCACAGCAAGGGGGAAGGGCAUUCCCCCACCAGGCCUACCAGUAAUAAAUGUGAGAGCCGGAAUAUCAGGAGGGCUUUGAAUGCCUGGUCAGUGAGGUCUCAGUAGUCUAGAGAGUGGCACCCAACGAGGGUGAGAUGCCAGGGGCCAGUGACCUUUCAGGAUGUGGCGGUAGUCUUCACUCGGGAGGAGUGGCGUUACCUAGACCCUUCUCAGAAGGAGCUGUACCGAGAUGUGAUGCUGGAGAACUACAGAAACCUUCUUUACCUGGGACUUGUCGUUUCCAAGCCAGAUGUGAUUUACCAGUUUGAACGAGGAGAAGUCCUUUGGAGGCCAGACAGGAGAGUCCCAGGAAGCAUCUGUCCAGCUGGGGAGACUGGGCCUGAGUGCAAGGAGUCAACGGCAAAGUGGAACAUUUCUGUGGAGUGUUCAUCCCCAAACAGCCUCACGAGUUCUGGUCUUUGUGUCUUCAGCUUGAAAGAACCCUGGGAAUUUGAUAUCAGGUUAGGGGAACAGAAGAGCAUUGAGGAGAAAAAUUCCCCGGAACAAAAGAAAAGUUUCAAACAAAUGAUAAUCAAUGAAUGUAAUAAAUACAGCCAGAUCUUCAGUCUAGAACCAAAACUUUUUCCACAAGAAGUAUCUGUAGAAAAGAAUCUUUACAGAUAUAAUGACCACGGAAAGAGCUUCAUUCUGUCUUCAGACUCAAGGAAAUGUAAUAGAAUCUGCUCAAAGGAGACAUUUUCUCAGUAUAAUGAAUAUGGGAAAUCUUUUGACUCUAAAUUAGAUUUUGUUGAAUAUCGUAGACUCUAUCCUGGAGAGAAACCUAAUGAUUAUAAUGAACAUGAAAAAGCCAUCGAUCUCAGUCCAUUUACUGAUUCCUAUCAGUCAAUUGAUGUUGAAGAGAAAACCCCUAAAUGUAGUAAGUCUGGAGAGGCUUCCCCCCAAAAUAUAAAACUUCUUAAACAGAGAAUUCACACUGAAGAAAAACCUUAUGAAUGUAAUGACUGUGGGAAGGCCUUCCGCCUGAAGGAGCCCCUUCUUCAACAUCAGAGAAUUCAUACUGGAGAGAAACCUCAUAAAUGUAGUGACUGUGGGAAGGCCUUCAGCCAGAGAGGACAUCUUACUCUACAUCAGAGAAUUCAUACUGGAGAAAAACCUUAUGAAUGUAAAGAAUGUGGAAAGGCCUUCCGCCUGAGAGAUCCACUUAUUCAGCAUCAACGAAUUCAUACUGGAGAGAAGCCUCAUAAAUGUAAUGAAUGUGGAAAGGCUUUCUCUGUGAGGACAGAUCUUACCAGACAUCAGAGAAUUCAUACUGGGGAAAAGCCUUAUGAAUGUAAUGAAUGUGGAAAGGCAUUCCGUGUGAGGGCAGAGCUUACGCGACAUCAGAGAGUUCAUACUGGAGAAAAACCUUACGAAUGUAAUCAAUGUGGGAAGGCCUUCCGAUUGAGCAAAGACCGUACCCGCCAUCAGAGAAUUCAUACUGGAGAGAAACCUUAUGAAUGUAAUGACUGUGGAAAGGCAUUCUGCCGGAGAGAACCUCUCAUACAACAUCAGAGAAUUCAUACUGGAGAGAAACCUCAUAAAUGUGGUGAAUGUGGAAAAGCCUUUGGCCUCAGAAGACAGCUUAUGGAACACCAGAGAAUUCAUAGUGGAGAAAAGCCUCAUAAAUGUAAUGAAUGUGGGAAGGCUUUCUUUGUAAGGACAGAUCUUACCAGACAUCAGAGAAUUCAUACUGGAGAAAAACCUUAUGAAUGUAAUGAAUGUCAGAAAGCCUUCCAUGUGAAAACAGAGCUUACUAGACAUCAGAGACUUCAUACUGGGGAAAAACCAUAUGAAUGUAAUCAAUGUGGAAAGACCUUCCGCCUGAGCAAAGAGUGUAGCCGACAUCAGAGAAUUCAUACUGGCGACAAACCUUACAAAUGUAAUCAGUGUGGGAAGGCCUUCUGUGUGAAGACAGAGCUUACACUCCAUCAGAGGAUUCACACUGGAGAGAAACCUUAUAAAUGUAAUCAGUGUGGGAAGGCCUUCCGCCUAAGCACACAGCUUACCCAACAUCAGAGAAUUCAUACCGGAGAGAAACCUUAUAAAUGUAAUCAGUGUGGGAAGGCCUUCCGCCUGAGUACACAGCUUACCCAGCAUCAGAGAAUUCACAUUGGAGAGGAACUUUAUGAAUAAUUAAUUGGAAAGACAGGUGAUGUGAAAAGCCAACAUUUUACCUGACAGUUAUAUUCAUGCCUGGUAGGAAUAUUACCUGUAAUGAGUGUGACAAGGCCUACCUGGGUGUAUAUAUGGCCGAAUAUAAGCUUAUAGUUCUGGAACUGAAAGGGACCCUAGAGAUCAUCAAACCCAAUCCUCAUUUUAUAAUUAAAGAAACUGGGGCCAGGGAGAUAAAUUAUUUGUCCAAGGUCACACAGAAGGGGGGAAUAUGAACUCGGGCCUCAUGGCUCAAGUUCAACACUUUUCUACUGAAUCAUGCUGCCUUGUCCUAAACAUGAUAGAUAGAAACCAUUCCAGUGGCAUGAAUGUGAAAAAGCUUUCUUCCAAAGUAUAGAGCUUUCUUGACAGCGAGUAUUCACAUCAGAAAAAGCUUCUACAUUAAAUUAUUUGAUAAGGCCUUCUGCCUCAGUUUGUAUCUGACCCAAAGUCAGAGAAUUUAUCUUGAAGAGAAAUUUUAUGAAUGUAAUUAACAUAGGAAGGCCUUCCUAAGAGAACAAUGUACUCAGCGCCGGAGAAUUUGAGAGACAAAACUUAGGAAUAAAUGAAUGUGGGACAGUAUUGCCUAUGAAUGCAGAGCUUACUUGACAUCACAGAAUUCAUACUAGAGAAAUUUUUUUUUAAAAAACGUAGGCCUCUUAAUGGAAUGAAGAGUUUUACAUCAGAGCAUUUCUGUUCAAGAGAUUCUGAUUGGAAUGCAGGUGGGAAGACUUCAUCAGUGCAAGCUUAUGCUGCAUCAAAGAAUCUACACUACAGAAGGACCUUAUGGCUAAAAUAAACCCUAGGUCUUCUGCCAGGGUAAAGAGUCUACUCAACCAUUAGUUUGUACUGGAGAGAUAAACAUGAUAAACCCCUUCAAUCAGAAGUUACACCUUUAUUCAAAAAAUAGAAUUUGCUUUAAAAACAAAAAGGUUUUUUGCAAUCAUGAGUUCAGAAAGACUUUUUUUUCCUGCCCUAUAAAAACAUCGAUGAGUUUUAAAAACCUCUCCAGCUAUAUCACAUCAGCUUAAACACACAAUUCCAGAGUGUUUAUAUAUGUAAUUAUCCUAUUGAGGCUUUAGGCAAAAACCACUGUCAUU
Vombatus ursinus (common wombat) is the source of this 3469-nucleotide messenger RNA. RefSeq names its product zinc finger protein 883-like. Gene Ontology annotation, molecular function: RNA polymerase II cis-regulatory region sequence-specific DNA binding; DNA-binding transcription activator activity, RNA polymerase II-specific; DNA-binding transcription repressor activity, RNA polymerase II-specific. The record is from RefSeq and is a predicted model, not a curated record. Gene Ontology annotation, biological process: negative regulation of transcription by RNA polymerase II. Gene Ontology annotation, cellular component: nucleus. The transcript is spliced from 5 exons. Lineage: Eukaryota; Metazoa; Chordata; Mammalia; Diprotodontia; Vombatidae. Bases 414 to 2351 code for a protein of 645 amino acids.